Molecule: messenger RNA, 1366 nt
Organism: Scaptodrosophila lebanonensis
Lineage: Eukaryota; Metazoa; Arthropoda; Insecta; Diptera; Drosophilidae
Gene: CHKov2
Exons: 4
Coding region: 19-1254 (411 amino acids)
Source: RefSeq, a predicted model, not a curated record
CGCCCAGAGUCACAACACAUGGCAGCAAUAAGUGCACCCGAAUGGGUGAAUCAACAAUUAUUCAAUGGCGUAUUAAAACAAAGUAUUCACGAUUUUCAAAGCAUACAAAACUUUGAUGUAAAGGCUGCGAUCAGCGGGGGCGAAAACUUCCUAACUAUAGUUCUACGCAUUCAAAUACAAAUAAGUCUGAAAGAUGAUAAGACCAAGAACAUCAGUUUCAUUUUAAAACUACCACUUGUAAGCGAUUUGGGUGACAAGCACGAUUUUCACGACCUCUUCGUGGUUGAGAAUGAAAUGUACGAUUCCAUUGUGCCCGAACUGGAGGCAAUUUAUGCCAAAAAUGCAGACCUCAAUAUAAAAUUCAAGCCAGUGCAUAUUAAAUUCAUCGAACCGGAGCCCAAAUGCGAUUAUAUCUUGAUGGAGGAUUUGCAUGAGAGAGGCUACAAAAAUCUGCAACGACUGGACGGUCUUGGACAGCCAGAAAUGGAGUCUGUGCUCAAAAAACUUGCCCAGUGGCAUGCAGCUUCAGCACAACGAGUGGCUGAGCUUGGACCCUAUGGAGAGCGCUAUCAAUUGAGUUAUUUUGGAGAAGAAAGUGCCAAAAUGUUGGAGAAUAUGAACAACAAUUUUAAUCUGCCCUUCUUAGAGUGCAUGCAGCAAUACAAUUUGAAUCCGGACAUGAUGUUGUUUAUCAGCAAUUACACAUCCCGCUUGACGGAUUUAUACAUCGAAUUUGGUAAAGUAGACCCAGAAGAGUUCAAUGUUCUCAAUCACGGUGAUUUCUGGUGCAACAACUUCAUGUGUAAACUUAACGAGGAUACAAGCGCCAUUGAGGACAUUUGCUUUGUGGACUUCCAACUGCCAAAAUAUGGAACGCCAGCCCAGGAUUUGUUCUGCUUGCUAAUGACAACUUCUGAAUUUAGCAUAAAAUUGAAGAAAUUUGAUCAUUUUAUAGCGUACUAUCAUGAAGAACUCGUCGCGCAUCUCAAACUGCUCAGGUACCCCAAAAAAGUGCCCACCCUUGCGGAAUUGCAAGCAAACCUGCAAAAGAACAGCCUCUGGGCAUUUGUAUGCGCUCAGCGGAUGCUACCGGUGGCGCUGCUGCCGUCAACCUCCGAUGCGAAUAUAGAGAAUUUUAUGAGCAGCUCGGACAAGGGCGUGGCAUUCAAGCGUAAAAUGUUGCUGAAUCCCAGCUACAAAAAGCAAAUUGAAAUUAUUCUGCCCUGGCUCAUCGACCGGAAUUAUAUAAACUGAUCGUGGGAUUCUUUAAAUCUGUUAAUAAUAAUAUGUAAUUAAAACUGAUAAGUAAAAUAGUGAAAACUAAGAUUUAGAAAAACAAAUAUAUUUAAUUAUGUAGUAACUGAUA